AUGAUGUCAUUUUCUGUUUGGCAUAAAGCGAGUUUUCUUUAUUUUUGCGUACUUUGACUUUUCCCAACCACUUUGACGCACUCGACAAAGCUGGAAUAUUGCUGAUAAUUCGAAUAUAUCAAAAGUCGAUUACCGCACUGACGAGAUUUGAUUUGGAAGUGACAGCCAUUUUGGAGGAAGUAGUCUCAAAAAUUACUGUCACAGACACUGACGUACAGGAAUAAUCAAAAUGUCAGAAUCGUAUGAUUUCUUGUUCAAGUUCCUGGUGAUUGGCAGUGCCGGGACUGGCAAGUCCUGCAUUCUGCAUCAGUUCAUAGAGAACAAGUUCAAGCAGGACUCAAACCACACGAUUGGAGUUGAGUUUGGAAGCAAGGUGGUCAAUGUUGGUGGAAAAGCUGUCAAACUACAGAUCUGGGACACUGCUGGGCAAGAACGAUUCAGGUCCGUUACCCGCAGCUACUAUAGAGGUGCUGCCGGCGCCCUGCUGGUCUAUGAUAUAACCAGCCGUGAGACGUACAAUGCUUUGACCAACUGGCUGACUGAUGCCCGCACUUUAGCCAGCCCUAACAUUGUCAUCAUCCUGGUCGGCAACAAGAAGGACCUUGAGGCUGAGCGUGAAGUCACAUUCUUGGAAGCUAGCCGCUUUGCACAAGAGAAUGAACUUAUGUUUUUGGAGACGAGUGCUCUCACAGGAGAGAAUGUGGAGGAGACCUUCCUGAAGUGUGCACGGUCUAUCCUCACAAAGAUUGAGUCAGGAGAGCUAGAUCCAGAGCGGAUGGGGUCUGGAAUUCAAUAUGGAGAUGCCUCUCUUCGGCGACUACACCGACAGCAACAAGCCACCAAACGACCGGACUGUGCCUGCUAGUCACACCCCCUCCCACCCACCUACUCCGACACAAGGAAGCAGCCCAAUGCUGGGAGUGGUACUUCGGGGUGAUGCCAGCCGCCAUACAAGCUCAUUCCAUCUGUCCUCAGACUGUGUGUAUGUGUGUGAGUGCAAGUGUGUGCCAGUGUGAAUGUGUCUGCAUGUGUGAGGUGAAGAAGAAGAGCAUGACUGUUUCCAUGGAUAGUUUGUCCUGUGGUACAGUGGAAGUAAGUGUAGCUGUGCCCCAGUAGAUCUGACUCCAGUUCUUGUAAGCCUCCAUGGCACGCUCCUCUUGGCUGUUGCUGUGAAAUCAGCUGCUGUUGUAACCACAUUCCAGGAAAACAAGGCAGGAGACAGGAAGUGACAAGCCUGGACUCAUCUCUUGGAAUCUCGUAAAUGUCUGCGUUAUCACAUGAAUGGCUGUGAAUAUUUGUACUCAUGCAACUGUAUCUUAAAUGUAUCUCAUAGUCUCUAAUAUGUGUCAUCAGUUGGUGGCUCAGCCGGCCGCAAUGUGGACACUUGACCAGCUUUACCAGAGAUCCAUCACAAGGACCUCAGUUUGUUGUCAUCUGACGGACUUCAAAACCUCAGUCACAAGAACAGCUCAUCAGCUCAGAAGUGGACAAUUGCCUGGAAUAUUAAUUUCCCGAAAAUUUAUAUUUCAUUGGCACAUUUUUCUAUUGUACAUUGUCAUUAUUUUUAAUUGUUUGUUCUUAAAGGGGAAAAAGUUCAUGAUUGUAUUAGCCAUGUAAGGAUUUAGUGGUCGACAG
This is a messenger RNA of Haliotis rubra (blacklip abalone), 1635 nucleotides long. Its product is annotated as ras-related protein Rab-4B. Lineage: Eukaryota; Metazoa; Mollusca; Gastropoda; Lepetellida; Haliotidae. The coding region runs from base 230 to 865 and encodes 211 amino acids. Gene Ontology annotation, molecular function: GTPase activity; GTP binding. The transcript has 7 exons. Gene Ontology annotation, cellular component: endosome. Gene Ontology annotation, biological process: Rab protein signal transduction; regulation of endocytosis. The record is from RefSeq and is a predicted model, not a curated record.